Messenger RNA from Fusarium pseudograminearum CS3096, 927 nucleotides. RefSeq lists its product as uncharacterized. The coding region runs from base 1 to 927 and encodes 308 amino acids. The record is from RefSeq and is a predicted model, not a curated record. The transcript has a single exon. NCBI's taxonomy places the organism in Eukaryota, Fungi, Ascomycota, Sordariomycetes, Hypocreales, Nectriaceae.
AUGUACACACCCGUCGUAUUCGUCAGUGGAGCUACAGGUUGCCAGGGAGGUGCAGUCGCCCGCUACCUUCGAUCAAAGGGCGUCCCCGUCCACGCUCUCGCUCGUGACCCAACCUCAGCGAAGGCAAAAGAGCUCGAAUCUAUCGGGGUCGAACUUACACCGGGCGAUUAUGAUAGCAAAGUCGCACUAGAGGAGGCCAUGAGAGGCUGUACCUCUUUCUUCCUGGUUCUAAUGCCGGAUUUCACAGAUCUCACUGCAGAAAGGCGAUGGGCUACCAGCAUUUUCCUCGCUGCCAGAGCAGCUGGUGUCAAGCAUGCCAUUUACUCAAGUGGAUUCAGUGCCGAUAAUCCAGAUAGCUUGAAGUUUCUGGAAAAGGGAGGCUUUGUGGACACAGUCAUGCGCAACAAGAACGCCAUCGAGGCGCAAACUCGCAACGCAGGCUUCGAUUACUGGACCAUCCUGCGCCCUGGGUUCUUUAUGGCCAACUUUGUUGAACCAUUUGUCAGGAUGUAUCCUGAACUGGUCGAAAAGGGGGUUUGGACAACUGCUCUCACUCCUGCGACUAUAAUACCCCUGACUGAUACUGUAACCAUCGGGAGAUUCGGCGGCGAAGCGUUCCUAGACCCAAAGCGGUUCGACAAAAAGGAGAUCACAUAUGCUGAUGACUGGCUUGACGCAGAGACCAUCUUGCAAAAGCUCUCUGUAGCAGUAGCCAAGGAACUCAGAGCCGAAUACCUGUCGGAAGAGGAAAUUGAGGAACAGAAACCUGCCAAUCCGUUCAUAUCUGGCCAACUUUGCAUCCGGGACAUGGCCAAACUGGCGACAAAAGAAGGCACUAAAGAAUGGGAUAUCCCGUUGAGCACAUUUGAUGAGUUCUUGCAAAGAGAGAAAAUGGCCGUCCAAGAGACUUACCACAAAUCUGGUUAG